This is a messenger RNA of Hippocampus zosterae (dwarf seahorse), 1180 nucleotides long. RefSeq lists its product as uncharacterized. Gene Ontology annotation, molecular function: G protein-coupled receptor activity. The record is from RefSeq and is a predicted model, not a curated record. The coding region runs from base 1 to 981 and encodes 326 amino acids. Gene Ontology annotation, cellular component: membrane. Gene Ontology annotation, biological process: G protein-coupled receptor signaling pathway; sensory perception of taste. Lineage: Eukaryota; Metazoa; Chordata; Actinopteri; Syngnathiformes; Syngnathidae. The transcript has a single exon.
AUGAUUGGGGCAAACAAAAUGGCCCUGUGGGUCUUGACGGGCAUGUCGGCUGUCACCACGGUCUUCUUUAAUCUCUACAUCUUCCUGAUGAGCGUGUUGAACUCCAAGCAGAAGAAGCACUGGAGCCCCAGCGAGAGCAUCAUCGUGGCUUUGUCUUUGGCAAACAUCACUCAUCAGCUUGUCUGCUACUUCUGGAUGACCAUGGACGAGGUGGACAGCAAGUGUCACAUCGCUCAGAUGCCCUACGCCGUCAUGCUGGUCAUCACCUUCAGUCUCAAGUUCACCAUCAUGUGGGACAGCAGCUUCCUGACUUUCUACUACAGCACCAAGCUGGUGAGCACGCCCAACCAGUGCUACGCACACAUCCAAGCCGCCAUCAUCAAGCAUGUGACACUUGCUGUGUUCCUCAUCCCUCUGAGUGGCCUGGGGACCUGCAUGCCCAUGCUGGUGGUCUUCCACACCGUCAAUGACACCAGGGAAGGCAAAGACUGCGGGGUCUUAAUGCCCGACACAAAGCCUGGAAAGAUUUACGAGGCCUUCUAUCUGAUCCUUGCAGAUGUGCUGCCGGGGAUGUUCAUGGUAAAAUGUUGCAUUUCCAUUAGCGUGCACCUGGCGGUGCAUCUCUACCGCAUGAAGGCCAGCACCAACGGCGCUCAUGUCCCCAAAUUGGGCACUCAGAUGAGGGUGAUCCAAAUGGCUCUCUCCCUGGUGGCCGUCUUCCUCCUCUUCCUCAUGGUCGACCUGUAUGUGAACUACCAAAUAGCCGUGCAUCACGAGAACGCCAUCACGCUGACGUUAUUCUUCACAUCCAUCUAUACCACGGUUUCUGCCAUGGUGCUGAUCUAUGGGAAAAAAACACUUUGGAAAGCUCUGAUCCACGAUUUUAACAUCUGCAUGGAUGUGUAUCCAUGUUUGACAUGUCUGAAGGUGCCUGAGCAGAAACACCAAUCCGCUCCCAGUCCCGCAAGGAUCAAGAAUUGAAGGACCAGUUUAUUAGUCGCAAUUUUUUUCACUAUAAUCCAGUGAUUCCCCGACACUCCAGCCAACAUCACCCAAGUCGUUGGAAAUUAUUUUAUUUAUGACAAAUAAUGUGUUUGUUUAUCCAUCUAUGCCGGCAUUGUAUAGUGACAAUCAGAAUAAUUAAAACAAACAAAAAAAUUUUUUACACUAGCAUGCAGAG